Molecule: messenger RNA, 4265 nt
Organism: Chlamydomonas reinhardtii
Lineage: Eukaryota; Viridiplantae; Chlorophyta; Chlorophyceae; Chlamydomonadales; Chlamydomonadaceae
Exons: 11
Coding region: 110-3997 (1295 amino acids)
Molecular function (GO): Hsp90 protein binding
Source: RefSeq, a predicted model, not a curated record
GACAGCAGCUAGGCGUUUGCUUCAAACGGCUAUCCAAUCAACUGCAUCGUGCCCCAACAGGCUUUGACCGGGGCGACAAGUAGCUCCUUGCGCAGUGCCCCCCGCGGCCAUGCAUUCGCAGGGCGCGGCCCUGGAGGCAGCGGCCUCGCCCUCCGCAGCUGCUGCUACGCCGCCGCCGUGGCUGUCGCCACAGCUGCACACGCAGCUGCCGCCCUCACACCGUCUGGAGUCCACCGAGAUCCGGCUCCUGAAGGCCGAGUACCUGAAGCGCAGAGGUGACGCGGCGCUGACAGACGGCAACACACGCGACGCGCGAGCCUGGUACACCACGGCACUGGCUGCGGCGCCCAGUGCCGGCCCCGCGGCUGCCACCCUGCGCCGCGCACUCCACGCCAACCGCUCCCUGGCAGCACUCCGGGGCUGCGGCGGUGGCGGCGGUGGCGGCGGCGGCGGCGGCACAGCCAUGGCCGCAGCCGGCGGCAGCGAUCCGCACGCCGCAGCACUGGCGGCGGAGGCCCUGGCGGACGCGCGCGUGCUUGUUCGUGAGCACCCCGCCUGGGCCAAGGGGCACUACAGGGCAGGACAGGCGCUGCUGCUGCUCGGGAGGCCGGAGGCGGCUGUGGCAGCACUGGCGGAGGCGGCACGCCAAGAGCCAGGGCAGCCGGAGGUGCUGCGGCGGCUUGAGGAGGCGGUGGCGGCGCUGAGUCGGCCGCAGCUGUCGGAGUCCCUACUGCUCAUGGCGCUGCAGCAGCGGUCGCCGCUGCCGCUGCUAGUGGAGAUGGACGGCGCUGGCCUCGAGGAUGGCGGCAGUAGCUGUGGCGGCAGCCGGCAGUGCCAGCAGCCGCCGCUGCCGCCGCUGCAGCCGGAAGGCGCAUCGGCGGAGGGGACCUGUGCAAAGGCGGAGUCUGCGGCACUGGGCCGGACGCAGUCACAGGCACCAACACAGCUACAGCCACAGCCACAGCCGCUGCUGCCACAGCUUAGUGGGCAGCGGCUGGAGAUGGAUGCGGAGGUGAUGGAGGAGCUGCGGGAGGCGGUCUACCAGGUGGUGCGGGAGGCGGAGGAGGGCGUGCCAGGGCUGCUGCCGCCUUUGCCCUGGUUCCGGCCGCGCGCGCUGUACCGCCGCUGGGUGAGCCGCCGCCGACACGCCGCCGCGCCAGCACCGCCACCGCCGCUGGAGGCUUGGGCACUGCUGGCAGCAGUGCUGCUGCGCGCGGGCCAUGCAGCGCCCGCACUCACCCACGCCGCCGCUGCCGCGGAGGCCCUCACACAAGCCUCAGCCGCGACGGAUGAGGAGAAGGAGAAGGAGGAGGAGGAGGAGGGCGGCGACGGGGCUGGUGGGCUGCAUUGGCUGCAGGCUGUCGAGCCCCGGGUAAAGGCGGGACAACCCGCCGGUGGCAGCAGCAGUAGCUGUGACACGGUGGACGACCCAGCCGCUGCACUGAUGUGCUACCGCGGCGCUGUGGCCCUCUGCCCGCAAAGCAUUGUGUACAAGGAGCGUUGCAGGUCCGCCACCGCCCGCCUGGACGCCGACGCAGCCGCACCACGCGACCCGCUGCGCCGCAGCAGCCCAGCCCUGCUGGCGCUGGGGCUUACAGUGUCGAGGGAGGCGGCAGUGGCGAUGGCACCUACUUCGGCUGCGGGAAUAGUGGCAGGGGCCGCCGUGCAGCUGGCAACGGGCAAAGACGGCGCUCGCGAGCAGCCCAGGCAAGCUGCUGACACCCGCCCUCCUGGUAUCGACAGGGUCAUUCCGCAACGGGCAAGCCAGCGCAUGGAGCUGUUUGCGGAGCUGGUCUUUGUGACGACACGUUCCAGCGAAGAGGGCGAGCGGGCAGCGGGCCCGUCUCCUUGCCCGUCUCCUGGCCGCGGUGGCGCAAAUGCGGCUGGCGGCAGCGCCGUCAUCACCGCCCCACCGCCGGCGCCAUCCCUGCCCGGCCCCGCGCGCAUGGCCUUCCGCGCGGCGGUGGCGCGGGCGUGCGGCGUGGCGCCAACGGCAGUGCUCCUUGAGGGGGCGAGGCAGGUGCGGUGGCGUGAUGGCCGGCCGGCCUUGAGGGUGGAGCUGUGCCUCAAGCUGAUGGCCGGCGGCGGCUGUGGCAGCGGCGGCGGCAGCGGCGGCGGCAGCGGCGGCAGCAGCGGCGGCAGCAGCGGCGAUGGCAGGGGCGGCGGCGGCAAGGACGCAGCACAUGGAGCCAGUAGCUGUAGUGGCGGGGUCGCUGCCGCUGAUGUUGCUGUCGGUGGCGCUUCCGGAGGGGUGGCAGAUGGUCUGUCCGGCGGCACAGCGCGACCGACGAUGGAACCGGUUCUGAAGCUGCUGCAGGACUGCGACGGCGAGCUGUGCACCGAGCUCAGCUCACUGCUGGUUCCGGUGCCGGUGGUGUCGGGUUUGCCCGCAGUGGCUGCUGGCGCUUCUGGGCCCCUGGGCAUCGCCGGCGGAGCGCCGUCUUCCCCGCCGGCCGCCUCGGCUGCCCCCGCGGCAGCGGCAGCAAGUGCCAGCACGAUGAGCAGCGCCUGGGGGGUGCGGGUCGUCUGGAGCGCCGUCAGAACGGCGGCGGGCGAGCUGCUGGAGCCUGUGACGGCGCCCGCAGCGGCACCGGUGGCAGAAGCGGCAGCAGCGGCCGCGGCGGUGGCAGUGGAGGUGCGCUGCGGCGGCAGCGGCAGCGCGGCGCAGGCGUUGCGGCCGGCGGACAUGCACACAAAUGCAGGCCAUGGCGAGGGGCGAGAUGCAGGACGGCUGGUGCGAGUGCCUUUUGCCGUCUUGCCGGCCGCGCCCUCCGGCCGCCUGGCGCUGCCCUUCGUGCGCUACCGCUUCGUCACCGCCCACGGCCGCCCCCUGGACAGAGUCCGGCGCCACCCCUUCGGCCUCAGCCGCGCCCUAUACGGCACAGAGGAGCUCACGCCGCGACUGGCGGGCGACGCCGCUGUGUGGGCUGAGCCGCGGGGCUGCGGAGACUUUGGCGGCGGGAGUGGCGGCGGGAGUGGCGGCGGGCCCGGGUACCGGGGCGGGUUCCGGUGGCGUCAGAGCGCAGGCGAGGUCCACAUCAUCGCAACACUGGUGCCGGCAGGCGUGCUGUCACGUGAGCUCGUGGUGGAGGUGCACGUGGCGCACCGCAGCCUGAGGGUGGUGGCGCGCCCGCGUGCCCGCCGCCCCGGCCACAUCGGCAGCCUGCAGACGGCGCCGGCGCAGUCCGCGGCGGCCCAGGCGCCUUGCGGUUCAGCUGGCCUGAAGCAAGGAGGGACGCCUACCGGCGGCGGCGGCACAGGUAUCAACGGCCAAGUGGCGGCGGCUGCUGCGGCCAGAGCGGCGGCGCCGGACGUGACGGUGGUGGCGGAGGCCGAGGUUGGCGCAGCUGUUGAGAGCGAUGGCGUUUACAACCCUUGUGACCGCAUAAUGCAGGGUGAGCAGCAGCGUUGGGGUAGUGAGCAGCUGGAGGGCCAGAGACAGGCGGAGGAGGAGGACAUGAUGAUCCUGGAGGGGCUGCUGGAGGCGCCGGUGCGUGCCGACCAGACCACCUGGAGCCUCAUGACCAGCAACACCACCGCAAGCAUCUCAGUACUCGCAGCCAGCCCAGCGCUGCUGGGUCAAGUGAAUGGCACUUCCAGAGGCAUCCGUACAGCCGCAUCAGCAGAUGGGCCUGGCAGCUGCAGCACUGGCAGCAACACUGACAGGAGCUCAGGCGGCGGCGUCAGCCGCACAGCAGCGGCACCCUUAUCAGAUGCAGCCGCAACCAAUGCCGGUUCAGCUGCGGGCAGCUCCGGCGCUGCAGGCCUGCUGGUGGCUAUCAGCCUGGUGAAGAUGCGGCCGGCAGACGGCGCCGCCAGUGAGGCCUGGUGGGUGCGGUGUCUGGAGGGGGCGCCGGAGGUGGAGUGGGAUGCGGGCGCGGGGGAGCGGGACUAUAGCACCAUGCCUGAGGAGGAGCUGCACAGGCAGAGGCGAGAGCGGGCGCAGGUGGAGGCGGCGAGGGAGGAGGCGGAAGAGGUACGACGGCAACGGACAUGAGCUGGGGCAAGAGCAGUGGGUCAGUGGCUUUGGAUGCUGUCGCCUGUCGGCACCGUGCGACCGUGCGUGGCAAACGCAGUCCUGGCGCACACAACAGCCCAGCUUACAGGCUGUCCAGGGGACGGCAGCGCCUCAAGACGCGGGCUGCGGCUGUUUCCCCACGGCAUCCUGUAAGCCGUUGCUCCUCAGCUUUGCAACUUUCUAGCACAAAGCGACAACUCUUAGCUCGGCGCAUGCCCCUUGGCAGGGCUCCUAUCUUAAUGUCUCC